Messenger RNA from Glarea lozoyensis ATCC 20868, 543 nucleotides. RefSeq lists its product as uncharacterized. Bases 1 to 543 code for a protein of 180 amino acids. NCBI's taxonomy places the organism in Eukaryota, Fungi, Ascomycota, Leotiomycetes, Helotiales, Helotiaceae. The transcript has 4 exons. The record is from RefSeq and is a predicted model, not a curated record.
AUGAGUAGCUUCGGAAAGGCUCACCAGAACUUGAAUGUGAUGAAGGGGCCCCUUCUCCAGUUCAGCAAGGAGCCAAUGACUGGAUUUUACCGCGAUGGAUACUGCAAUACAGGUCCAGAGGAUAAAGGAAACCACAGUGUUGCCGCAACCCUAACAGACUCCUUCCUCGAUUUCUCCGCCUCCAAAGGCAACAACCUCCGUCAAAUCGGCCUCACAGCAGGCUGCAAAUGGUGUCUCUGCGCCAACCGCUGGAAAGAAGCUCUCGAGCAUGCCAAAACCACAAAAGACGAUCCUGCCACCCAGAGUGUCGUUCCUAAAGUACACUUGCACGCAACACACGAGCGCGCAUUGGAGGUGCUUAGUAUCCAGGAUUUGAAAGCGCAUGCGUCGGAAGGAGAGGCUGCAAAUGCUAGUACCGUUGCGCAAUCGAGGAAUGGUAAUGGACCUGGCGGCGUUAAGACUGGAGAGACUUCCGAGUUGGCAAAUCCUGAUGAGAUGACUGCGAAGAGUACGGCCGAUGAAAAGGAUAGGACUCCUAUGUAA